Messenger RNA from Esox lucius (northern pike), 1318 nucleotides. It is a transcript of the gene ppid, whose product is annotated as peptidylprolyl isomerase D. Lineage: Eukaryota; Metazoa; Chordata; Actinopteri; Esociformes; Esocidae. Gene Ontology annotation, biological process: protein peptidyl-prolyl isomerization; protein folding. Bases 88 to 1203 code for a protein of 371 amino acids. The transcript is spliced from 10 exons. Gene Ontology annotation, molecular function: peptidyl-prolyl cis-trans isomerase activity; protein binding. The record is from RefSeq and is a predicted model, not a curated record.
AUCUCGCGGCUUCCGAGAUUUAAGCGAGCAGGCAUCGGGGUGUACCGUGGAAGUAGCUAGCUUAUCAUUUGUUUUACAAUUUUAAAGAUGUCCAACGCAGCACCGGCGACCAAGCCUUCUAACAAAGAGAACCCCCGUGUCUUUUUUGAUGUAGACAUUGGUGGUGAAAGAGCUGGCCGAAUCGUGUUCGAACUUUUUGCUGAUAUUGUCCCCAAAACUGCCGAAAACUUUCGAGCACUUUGUACCGGUGAGAAGGGUACCGGCAAAACCACAGGAAAACCACUGCAUUUCAAAGGAUGUCCUUUCCACAGGAUCAUCAAACAGUUCAUGAUCCAGGGAGGGGAUUUCUCCAACCAGAACGGCACCGGAGGAGAGAGUAUUUAUGGGGAGAAGUUUGAAGAUGAAAACUUCCAUUACAAGCACGAUAAAGAGGGCUUGCUGAGCAUGGCUAAUUCAGGACCUGCCACCAAUGGAUCCCAGUUCUUCAUCACCACUGUGCCAACGCCUCAUCUAGAUGGAAAACAUGUGGUCUUUGGACAAGUCUUGAAGGGGAUGGGGGUGGUGAAAACACUGGAAGCCGUAGAGACCAAGGAGGAUGCACCCAUCAAGCCAUGUUUUAUAGCUGACUGUGGUGAGCAUAAAGAUGGUGACAACUGGGGAGUAACACCGAACGACGGCUCAGGGGACACCCACCCCGAUUACCCUGAGGACGCUGACCUUGAUUUAAAAGAUGUUGACAAAGUCCUGUCUGUUGCUGAAGAUAUUAAGAAUAUCGGAAACAAUUUCUUCAAGAACCAAGACUGGCAGUCUGCAAUCAAGAAAUACUCCAAAGCUCUCAGGUAUCUGGCCGUUGGUGGAGAGGAGCAGGAGAUUGAGAAGGCCCAGGCAAAGCUGGAGCCAACAGCACUGAGCUGCAUUCUCAACACUGCAGCCUGUAAACUGAAGCUGCAACUCUGGCAGGAAGCCAUGGACAGCUGCAAUGAGGCACUGCAGUUGAAUGAGAAAAACACCAAGGCUCUGUUCAGGAGGUCCCAGGCCUGGCAGGGACUCAAGGAAUACAGUAAAGCCAUGAGUGAUUUGAAGAAGGCUCAAGAAAUUGCCCCAGAAGACAAAGCAAUCGGAAAUGAGAUGAAGAGAGUCCAGAUGAAAGUGAAGGAGGAAAAGGAAAAAGAGAAACAAAUAUAUGCCAAAAUGUUUGCAUGAAGACCUCAGACUGUUAUUUGAUGCUUGUCUACCUGUAAGUGAACUUGCCAACAAAGGGUUUUUCUGUUAGGCAUUUAUGUAAGGCAGCUACGAUACAGGUACCAUUUGAAAACCA